Acaromyces ingoldii is the source of this 865-nucleotide messenger RNA. RefSeq lists its product as hypothetical. The record is from RefSeq and is a predicted model, not a curated record. The transcript has a single exon. Gene Ontology annotation, biological process: regulation of transcription by RNA polymerase II. Gene Ontology annotation, cellular component: mediator complex. Bases 19 to 699 code for a protein of 226 amino acids. Gene Ontology annotation, molecular function: transcription coregulator activity. NCBI's taxonomy places the organism in Eukaryota, Fungi, Basidiomycota, Exobasidiomycetes, Exobasidiales, Cryptobasidiaceae.
AGCACUACUACCACUAGCAUGCCCCCACGCGCUCGCGACCGGACUCCAACGUCGCCCUCGCCAUCACCCGAGCCACCGCUCGCGGGCGAGAGGAGGGAGAUCGCCGGCGAUGCACCGGCUGCUGGGCCGCCGGGUUCUGCAUCGUCUGCAUUGGGACCACCAGACCACGGCGUAGCGGGCGCAGGAGCAGCCGCUGGGGCGGGCGCGGGGGCGACGGUGAUGGCUGGGCCCACGACGACGACGUCUUUGGACAGCGGACUGCACCAGGUUCUCCCUCGACCGGCAUCCGAAGCGGCAAGGCUGGAGCUCGUCGACCGCGUGAGGCUUGCCACCGAGGAGCUGUACCAGCUCAUGAUGUGCGCAAGCGAGAUCCACGAGGGUGCCGAAGACGUGAUCCGGAUCAAGAUCAACGAGACGAUGCAGACGCUGCAGCACGUCCAGGAUGCCUCGACGCAGCCGGACCUCUCCCAGCUCGUCCCCGACAAGGUCAUGGCCAUGGUGGACCAGGGUCGCAAUCCAGAUAUUCACACGAGAAACUUUGUCAAUCGGCUCGUCGGCGACAAUCAGCAGCUGAGGGGCCAGCUCGAGUCCUUUGACUUGUACCGCGACACGCUCCGAAGCAAGCUCGCCAGCGCCUUCCCCGAGAUGACAUCCGAUUUGGAAGCCAUAGAUGCCAAGGCCCUUCCGGCCGAAAGUUGACAAUGAGGUGGAGAGGGAGAAGAGGGGGAGAGAGAGAGAGAGAGAGAGAGAUCCAUCCGGCCCCACACUGUACUGCUAUACCGAGGCGAAGGUCCUCUUUCGAUUGUAUUGUCAUUGCACAUCACAUCCUGCAUGCGUGUGUGCCGUCACCACUCGACAUCGAUGA